This is a messenger RNA of Herpailurus yagouaroundi (jaguarundi), 1445 nucleotides long. RefSeq names its product secretagogin, EF-hand calcium binding protein (gene SCGN). Gene Ontology annotation, biological process: regulation of presynaptic cytosolic calcium ion concentration; regulation of long-term synaptic potentiation. The transcript is spliced from 11 exons. The record is from RefSeq and is a predicted model, not a curated record. Lineage: Eukaryota; Metazoa; Chordata; Mammalia; Carnivora; Felidae. Bases 172 to 1002 code for a protein of 276 amino acids. Gene Ontology annotation, molecular function: calcium ion binding. Gene Ontology annotation, cellular component: terminal bouton; dendrite; cytosol.
UGUAGCGACACGAAGGCGCCACCGGCCUCGUCGCCAGCCGCCCUCGCAACCGCCCGGAAGACAGGUAUUCAAAACAAACCGGAGAGCACCCGCUCAGGCGCGGGAGUCAGGAAGGAGCGGCUAUCACCCGGUGUUCCUCGGCGGCAGGUGCCCAAGCCUCGCGUCAGCACCAUGGACAGCGCCCGCGAACAGCUUCAGGGACGCUUGGACGCCGCGGGCUUAUGGCAGGUCUGGCAGCGCUUUGACGGAGAUGAGAAAGGAUACAUAGAAGAGAAGGAGCUUGAUGCUUUCUUUCGCCAUGUCUUGACGACACUGGGUACUGAUGCGGCGGUGGUAGAAGAAAACGUGCAGAGACUGAAGCAGCGAAUUAUGGCUCCCCAGGACGUCUCUAGAGCUGGUCGCGUACAAAUGAAAGAGCUUGCCACUAUGUUCUUGUCUGAGGAUGAAAACUUCCUUCUGCUCUUUCGUCAGGAAACCCCCUUGGACAGCAGCGUGGAGUUUAUGCAGAUUUGGCGCAAAUACGAUGCUGACAGCAGUGGCUUUAUAUCAGCUGUUGAGCUGCGGAACUUCCUCCGAGACCUCUUCCUCCACCACAAAAAGGCCGUCCCUGAGGCUAAGCUGGACGAAUACACCGGCACCAUGAUGAAGAUCUUUGACAAAAACAAGGAUGGCCGGUUGGAUCUUAAUGACUUGGCAAGGAUUCUGGCUCUUCAGGAAAACUUCCUUCUCCAAUUUAAAAUGGAUGCUUGUUCCACUGAGGAAAGAAAGAGGGACUUUGAGAAAAUCUUUGCCCACUAUGACGUUAGUAAAACUGGAGCUCUGGAAGGCCCGGAAGUGGACGGGUUUGUCAAAGACAUGAUGGAGCUGGUCCAGCCCAGCAUCAGUGGAGCGGACCUCGAUAAGUUCCGGGAGAUUCUUCUGCGCCACUGUGAUGUGAACAAGGAUGGAAAAAUUCAGAAGUCCGAGCUCGCGUUGUGUCUUGGGCUGAAAAUCAACCCAUAAGCCCCGGAUGCUUUGUCUUUUGCUCUUAGGAUGUGUCUGAGCUCCUGCUGGGAAAAUUGUAUCUGUGCUUUGCUGUUGGGGACACCGGGGCAAGCUUUGUAACAAAUGGUGUGGUGUUUUAGGGCAAGAAGGGGGGUCCUAGGGCCUUCUUUCUAAGGCCAUGGUGUUCUCCUGCCUCACUGAGAGCCCCCUGCAGUGUCUGUGUUAUUCCCGCCCCCCCCCCAACCCGGGCUUUCCUGUCCCCCCAGAGAGUCAGCUAACCACCUGCUGAAUCCGCUCCUGCGUGGCCUCCCUCAGGCCCCAGGGGCUCAGGGGAGGCGGAUUCCAUCCACCUGUGCUCCCCUUGUGGGCUUUCUGAGUGGUGAAUGGCGUCUCUGUUGCUCCUGUGAUUUUCUACAAAUCAGUUCUGUCGUGGAAAUAAACCUAUAGCUGGAAACAAAGAU